Messenger RNA from Eutrema salsugineum, 2425 nucleotides. Its product is annotated as dnaJ homolog subfamily C member 2. Bases 254 to 2242 code for a protein of 662 amino acids. The record is from RefSeq and is a predicted model, not a curated record. Lineage: Eukaryota; Viridiplantae; Streptophyta; Magnoliopsida; Brassicales; Brassicaceae. Gene Ontology annotation, cellular component: cytosol. Gene Ontology annotation, molecular function: ribosome binding; Hsp70 protein binding. Gene Ontology annotation, biological process: regulation of translational fidelity; 'de novo' cotranslational protein folding. The transcript has 2 exons.
AGUCGACUUCCCACAUUUAAGCAAACUCUCUCUCUCUGCUUCUCUUCCCUCUUUCAUUGAGCUGCCGCCGCCGUUUCCUCUCCCGAGCUAAUUGAACUUCUCUCGUCUUCGUCGUCUCUUUCGGACUGCGAUAACUUCGGGGGAGAAACUUCUGGCAGGUCAAACCAGGCGACGGCGAGCUCAAUUUUUGGAAUAAACGUUGCUACUCAGUUUUGGAGUAAGGUUGAUUUGGAGCUUUGGAACAUUUUUCAUCAUGCAGAGUUGGGGAAUUAACUCUGCUAUUAAGCUACUUACAUAUUCUGAUGAGCUUUCCGAUGGAAAACCGCUCUAUGCUUCUUCCAAUUGUCUUCCUGUGAAGGAUUUGAACCGUGAACCUGCUGGUCAUGCCUUCCAUUCUGCUGCUCUCAAACUCCAUGGUUGUGCAAAGGAAGCCACAGACAAUAAAGAUGAUACCUCCGAUAAGAAAGGCUCAGACGAUAAGGAUAAGGAAUACAUUCCUUCCUUUGACUCGUACAACAAUAACAACAAAGGAAAGAAGAAGUCGGGGAAGCAACAACAUGACCACUAUGCGUUGUUGGGUUUGGGCAAUUUAAGAUAUCUUGCAACAGAGGAUCAGAUUAGAAAAAGCUAUCGCGAAGCUGCUUUGAAGCAUCACCCUGAUAAACUUGCUUGUCUCCUUCUCGCUGAGGAGACUGAAGAAGCGAAACAAGCCAAAAAAGAUGCGAUAGAAUCUCACUUCAAGUUGAUUCAAGAAGCAUAUGAGGUUUUGAUGGACCCAACCAAAAGAAGAAUAUUUGACUCUACCGAUGAGUUUGAUGACGAAGUCCCAACUGAUUGUGCGCCGCAAGACUUCUUCAAGGUUUUUGGUCCAGCAUUUAAGAGAAACGCUAGGUGGUCAGUUAAUCCGCGUGUACCAGAUUUGGGUGAUGAAAAUACUCCACUUAGAGAUGUUGAUAGCUACUACAAUUUUUGGUACGCUUUCAAAAGCUGGAGAGAGUUUCCUGAAGAAGAGGAGCAUGAUCUUGAGCAAGCAGAUUCCCGUGAGGAAAAGAGGUGGAUGGAGAGAGAGAAUGCUAGAAAAACUCAGAAGGCUAGGAAAGAGGAAUAUGCUCGGAUUAGGACUCUUGUCGACAAUGCUUAUAAAAAAGACCCAAGAAUUUUGAAAAGAAAAGAGGACGAGAAGGCAAAGAAGCAGCAGAAGAAAGACGCUAAAGUUAUGGCCAAGAAAAAGCUGGAAGAAGAAGCUGCAGCAGCUAUUGAAGAAGAGAAAAGGCGAAAAGAAGAAGAAGCAAAACUUGCUGCAGAGGCUGCUCAGCAGCAAAAGAGAGCCAAGGAAAAAGAGAAGAAGCUUCUGCGCAAGGAACGAAGUCGGCUCAGAACUCUCUCUGCGCCUGUUCUGUCCCAGCGUCUGCUUGGCAUCUCUAUUGAACAUGUGGAAGAUCUAUGCAUGUCACUUAACACCGAGCAGUUGCGGAAUCUAUGCGACAAGAUGGAAAACAAGGAAGGAUUGAACUUGGCAAAGGUACUUAAGAAUGGAAACAGCAGUAACGAUGAUGAAAUAGAGAGCAAAGAUGAUGAAACAGAGAGUAAAGAAGAAGUUGCUCAAGUAGCUGCCAAGCAGAAUGGUCAUGUAGAAGCCAAUGGAUUUUCCAUGGUAGAUAGUGAUACUCAGAAGAAAGACAAACCAUGGAGUAAGGAAGAAGCUGACAUGCUGAAAAAAGGAAUGACCAAGUUCCCAAAAGGAACAUCACGAAGAUGGGAAGUCAUAUCAGAGUACAUUGGUACAGGAAGAUCCGUGGAGGAGAUUCUCAAGGCAACUAAAACUGUGCUUCUUCAGAAACCUGACUCAGCUAAGGCACUCGAUUCUUUUCUGGAAAAGAGGAAACCUGCUGCUUCAAUCGCAUCUCCUCUCUCUACACGUGAGGAACUUGGAGAACCUAUUAUACCGACCACACCUCUUGAAGACAACAACUCGACCAAAACAGAAACUAAAGAACAGUCGUCUGGUAACAGCCAAGAGAACAACAACAACGACAACUCUGAACCAAUUGCUGCUGCUGGUUCAGACCCAGACGGUUGGUCUGCUGUGCAAGAGCUAGCUCUGGUUCAGGCUUUGAAGACGUUCCCAAAGGAGACAAACAAAAGAUGGGAGAGAGUAGCAGCAGCUGUUCCAGGGAAAACGAUGAACCAAUGCAAGAAGAAGUUAAAGGACAUCAUCAGAAGCAAGAAACCCACAGCCUAAUUAUUCCGAGCCCUCAAGCUUGCAUGGUCUGAAAAUUUUGCUUUGACAGAGAAGAGCCUAGACUCAAUUUUUGUUACGAUUCAUAUUUUUCAUAUACAUCAUCAUGCUACUAUCCUAUCCUUACAUAGAGUGUUUGACAACCGAAUCUAUUCUUAGUUAUCUAUUUUGUUCUAAUUUUAUUUA